CCCCUCCCCCGCGCUCAGCGCCCGCAUCCCUCCAUCCAGCCUGUGCCGCAGCCGCAUCACCACCGCAGCCCAGGCGGAGCGGAGCCCGGCCCCAGCCCGGCCCCUGUCGACCCGCGCCGCCGCCCCGCCCGCAGGACCCCUCGCGACUCGGGCGCCCCUAGGCGCCCCCAGACCCCGGCCUCCAGCACCGCGGUGGGAGGCAGGGAGCAGCGGCGGAGGCAGGAGGACGAGGAGGAGGAGGAGCCGUCGCAGGAUGAAGGAUCGGACUCAGGAGCUGCGGAGUGCGAAAGACAGUGACGAUGAGGAGGAGGUGGUUCACGUGGAUCGGGACCACUUUAUGGAUGAGUUCUUUGAGCAGGUGGAAGAGAUCCGAGGCUGCAUUGAGAAACUGUCUGAAGACGUGGAACAGGUGAAAAAGCAGCACAGUGCCAUCCUGGCCGCCCCCAACCCAGAUGAGAAGACCAAACAGGAGCUGGAGGACCUCACUGCUGACAUCAAGAAGACGGCCAAUAAGGUUCGGUCCAAGUUGAAAGCGAUCGAGCAAAGCAUCGAACAGGAAGAGGGGCUGAACCGUUCCUCUGCAGACCUGCGCAUCCGCAAGACCCAGCACUCCACACUCUCCCGGAAGUUCGUGGAGGUAAUGACUGAGUACAACGCGACCCAGUCCAAGUACCGGGACCGCUGCAAGGACCGAAUCCAGCGGCAGCUGGAGAUCACCGGCAGGACCACGACCAACGAAGAACUGGAGGACAUGCUGGAGAGCGGCAAGCUGGCCAUCUUCACAGAUGAUAUCAAAAUGGACUCACAGAUGACAAAGCAAGCACUGAAUGAGAUUGAAACGAGGCACAAUGAGAUCAUCAAACUGGAAACCAGCAUCCGAGAGCUGCACGACAUGUUUGUGGACAUGGCCAUGCUUGUGGAAAGCCAGGGUGAGAUGAUUGACCGCAUCGAGUACAACGUGGAACAUUCUGUGGACUACGUGGAGCGAGCUGUGUCCGACACCAAGAAAGCUGUGAAAUAUCAGAGCAAGGCGCGGAGGAAGAAAAUCAUGAUCAUCAUUUGCUGUGUGGUGCUGGGGGUGGUCUUGGCCUCAUCCAUUGGGGGGACGCUGGGCUUGUAGGCCCCCUGCCCUUAUCCCUUCCAGGCCCCUUCCCUACCACAUUGGGAGCAAUACCCCCUCUGCCCCUUUCACUCCAUCCCCUGCUCCAAGCUCAACCCCAAAAUGGACCCAAGCAGCCCCACUCCCUCUUCUAUCCCCACGGCAGACCCUGGAGUCCCUGGACCUCACCUUGCCAAGGACCACCCUCCCCUUUCCCGCACGUAGAUAGCAGCAGGCGUGAUUACACAUGCACACCAACAUGCAUGCCGCCGGCACAUGCUCAAGACGUGUGGACACCCCAGCGAGUGUGUGUGUGUGUGAUGUAUGUAGAGACACAUCAUUCCCCUUUGCAUCCACCUUAAGUCUGUGGUCCGAGCCUCCUUGUCAUUAGGGUCAUGGUGUUGACUGAGUGUAACAGCAGCCUGCCAUACUCCUGUUUUCUGUGAAUAGGUAUGUGUGUCUGUGAGUGGCUGGAGAUCUGUGGACACCCAAACUAUGUUUAUGGAAUUUUAUGUUAGUGUUUGCAACUUGAGUGACAUCAAUUCCUCCACCCACACCUCCUCCCUGUCUGCUCUAAAUGGAGCGGCAGUGUGUACAGAUGUUCACAUUCUCAGAGGACCCCAUGGCAGACACCCACAUGAUGUAGAGCAAACCCUCCGGGUCAGUGCAGGGGCUUCUAUGUGUCCUUGCAUGCACUUGUGUGUUUUGGGCCUGUGGAGGUGAGUGGAAGCAUCAUGUGUAAAUGGCUUAGCUUGGCCUAUAGACUUGUGUUUUUCCUAGUAGAUGUGGUGAGGAAUGAGUGUGUAUAUGUACAUGUGUGUGCAAGCUCACACACUGGAAGUGUUGAUAGGAACCCUCCACAUUGUGGACAGAUACCUACUGAGGGUGGAUAUGAAUUUAUCUGUAUGCUACCUAGGAUAUAGCUGUGACUGUGUGUGUGUGUGUGUGUGUGUGUGUGUGUGUGUGUGUGUGUGUGUGUGUUUAGGGGCUUUCUACAUAGUGUUUUGCCCCUGCAUAUCACACAUGCACAUUUACCUUUAAGGACAUGUGCCCCAUCAUUCCGGGUUUGUUUAAUCAGAUUUAUUUGGUCCUGCCCUCCUCCCCAGUGGCCCUGACCCAUGGCUGGUGUGGCCGCAUUGCUACAUCAGUAUUAUGCACACAUGCUUUCAUCCUUAUCUUUUCUGUGUCUGUCCGAGGACAGGUCUGAGCUUGCGCCAACUGGAGCACCUCAGACCAAGGCCGAGGAGGUCCUGUGAAGGUGGCUGCAUUCAGGCACACGCACAUGCUCCACACGGCACUCAUGCGUGCUGCCAACAGUGUGGUGCUCCUGCAGGCCCACACAUGUGUGCACGCGAAUACCACUUGGGAGGUCUGUGAGGAGGCAAAAUGUCAAGGAAAAUGACAAGUGGAAAGUCAGGACAUUGCCCCUUUCUGUCUCUAGUCCACUCUGGUGGGACCUGGAAGAAGCCAGUGCUUUGUCUCACUGCCCCAUUUAAUCAGUGUUCUAGGCUCUUCCACUAGAGUGGACAGUUGUGGCAGUGGUCAGUGGUAGUUUUUCAUCUCCUGGACCUGUCCUCUGCUGAAACAUCACCUACCAGGGUGAGACUGAGGACUCAAGCCUGGGACUCAUGAUGAGGGACGGGCAGCACCCAGCUUGGGGAGACAGCACACAUAGUUUGUGGGUUGGUGGUUUGGUGACGGAGGAGGUUCAGGGAGAAAAGACGGCGUUAGAACCCCUCUCCCCACUCUAAGAGCCAGGAGCGUGUAGGCUGAGCACUAAGGACAGAAGGGAGAGGCAUGUAUGUCCUGGGUGACAGACUCCAGUGUGUGCACACACAGGCAGGGGAGAGCUGCAGAUGUGACCUUCUGAAAACAGCACCCUUCCCGGCCCCCUCAGCCAACCUCUUCCAUCCUCGGCCUCCUCCUGGCCUGUGUGUGUCAGUGUGACCACCUGUUUGUAACCCCCAGGUCAGCUGUUCUAAGGAGGAAAGCCUGCCUGUCCUUUCCCAGAUGUCCUUUUACAGGUCAGGAAAUCCGCCCAUAGUCUGACUGCAGCUUUCUACUUCCACCUCAGGCUUCUUUGGAGACGUCAUGCAGGCCCCAGCACCCAGCCCCCUUCUUCCUUCCUGCAGUCCAUCCAGGACCUCCUUUCAGCCCAGGUGUUUCCCAAAGCCCCCCAGCCUUGCAAUUCAUAAAGACAAAUGGUGAUGUUGUGGCUAGAGUGCUGCUCCUGCCUCCUUGAGUGGCACUGGGCCCUUGGCUGCCCAUCUCUGGACCUGAGAUGGACUGGGAUCCCUGAGUGUCUGGGCCGUCAUGGCUUUCUGCAAGUCAUGCACAUCCAUCGUAUGACGGGUUUGCUUAUUGGCUGCUGUCUACAUGUGUGUGUGUGCUGAGUGUGGUCUGGGGUCGGUGUCUUGCAUGUUCUCAGACAAGGGUGUGCUGUCUAUCUUCCAUGCAUUUAUAGCCGUCAAGGCCAGGUAUGCCCCGUGGGUGGUCCUGCGCCUGGCUGGGGCUCAGCAUUCCCCCUCCCUUUCCUCCUUGUCCCUUCCUCUCACAAAGCACACUGCGUGACCAUCCCAUGUGACCGUGGGUCGACACACGCUCUUGCCACGCCUUGAGCGUGUACACAUGAUGUGUUCUAUGCAUUCACCCUGCCCCCAGCCUGCCCUGAAGAGGACAAGAUGGGUGGCCCCAGCUCCCUUCUCCCCUCCCUGCUGUGCAGCCGUGUGCGUUGGCGUGUGUUUCUGUGUCGCUGGCGUGUCACGUGAUGUAGCUGUGUUUGCUGACAUGAGCCCCUGCCCUCUCUGUUUCUCCGUUGGUUUCUAGAGCUCUCUCCCUCCCCUUCCCAGAGGGGACAGGACUCCUGGGGCCUGGUUGGGGGCCCAGAGCCAGGCCACCCUCUCCUGUUAGCCCUCAGAGUCUCAUUUCUCUCUAUUGGUGACCAAGUUGCAAAUGGAUAAAACACAGGAAAUUUUGUUCCCCCACCCCAGCCCUGCAUGUCCUGUCCCCAGAGCCCCCCAACCCUACCCCGGGCCAGGACAAGUCCCGUGGGACGGGAGAAAUAGCAACCAAUCCAACAGCGGG
Molecule: messenger RNA, 4183 nt
Organism: Cavia porcellus (domestic guinea pig)
Lineage: Eukaryota; Metazoa; Chordata; Mammalia; Rodentia; Caviidae
Gene: Stx1b
Product: syntaxin 1B
Exons: 10
Coding region: 254-1120 (288 amino acids)
Biological process (GO): synaptic vesicle fusion to presynaptic active zone membrane; exocytic insertion of neurotransmitter receptor to postsynaptic membrane; intracellular protein transport
Cellular component (GO): SNARE complex; synaptic vesicle; endomembrane system
Molecular function (GO): SNARE binding; SNAP receptor activity
Source: RefSeq, a predicted model, not a curated record